AUGGCGGGGCUAGAUGAUCCUUUUGCUCUGAGGGCAGACGCUCUAUCAGUUAGGGUGUCAGAAUAUGAUGAAGAUUGUAGUGAGGGGUAUAAUGAAGAUGAUUAUUAUCUGACGAAAGGCGUCUACUACACGCAGCCGUCACCAACCCAGCCACCGUUUCGUACCUUCUGUGAUAUGAGACUUCGUGGCAGGUCACGUAUCAUGGCAAAAGGAACAUUUUGGAUUGGAAAUGAACUGCUUCAUCAUGUCACGAACAGUCGACGUCAGACUCUAAUUAUCGAAGCAACUAUACCCGAACUGGGAUACAGACAGUAUUUUUACUAUGGUUUUGUGGUGAAGAGUGAAGAAGAAGGCUAUGCUUUCACCUAUGACCGCGGUGGCCCAAGUAAUGACCACCCUUUAGGUGAUAUUCUACUGGUUAAUGGAACCAAGUUCUCCACCUACGACGUUGACAACGACCUCAGUGCUGACAACUGUGCAGACAUCCACAAGUCAGGGUGGUGGUUCACGACAUGCGGGGGAUAUAAUCCUACAGGACAACCCCAGCCUCUAAGUGACCAGUUCAUGUCGUCAGAUCCCACCUCUCUGUCGUGGCCGAUAGCUGGCAACUUGUCAAUUCCGUACCUGAGAAUGUUUCUGACCAAUGGACUCGUAGAAAGACACGGAUGA
Molecule: messenger RNA, 669 nt
Organism: Haliotis rubra (blacklip abalone)
Lineage: Eukaryota; Metazoa; Mollusca; Gastropoda; Lepetellida; Haliotidae
Product: fibrinogen-like protein 1
Exons: 4
Coding region: 1-669 (222 amino acids)
Source: RefSeq, a predicted model, not a curated record